Messenger RNA from Ciona intestinalis (vase tunicate), 1829 nucleotides. The record is from RefSeq. NCBI's taxonomy places the organism in Eukaryota, Metazoa, Chordata, Ascidiacea, Phlebobranchia, Cionidae.
GAUACAUUAUGGAUAUAGCAAAGGGGUCUCCGCAUUUUACAAACACUGUUCCAACUUUUUUACUUAAAUUAAUAAACUUACUGCAAGAACCUGAUUAUAAGGAAUAUGUGUCUUGGAAUGAAGAUGGCACAGCAUUCACUGUACAUGAUCAAGGAAACUUUGCUAAACAUGUAUUACCUGUGUAUUUUAAACACAACAAAUUUGCAAGCUUUGUACGCCAGCUAAAUAUGUAUGGGUUUCGGAAAGUAAGCACAGUCAUGCAUGGGGGCAUUGCUUCCUUGCACGACACUGCUAUACAAUUCCAUCACCCCUUGUUCAUUCGUGGGGAAGAGUCACUACUGCCCUAUAUUAAGAGAAAAGUAAAUCAAGGUGGUGGUAAGCUAUUCACUGAAGAAAUAUCACAAGUUUUGGACAAUGUUCAAGACAUCAAAGACACGCAAAAUGGUAUUUCAAACACUUUAUCGUCAUUAAAGAGAGAGAAUGAAGAUCUUUGGAGGGAGGUUGUAUCUCUUCGGCAAAAACACUCACACCAACAAAAAGUUGUCAAUCGUCUCAUACAGUUCCUCGUCAGUCUUGUGCAACAUCAUGGAAUGGGAAUGAAAAGACGAAUGCCUCUCAUGAUUGACGAUGCCAGUGAAUCCUCACAGCCAAACAAACUUGCUCGAACUGAUGACGGAAACAGCGUCAACUUGAACAGCACAGCUGUAGCUGGUAAUCCAAACAUAAUGUUCCGAACAAACGAAAAUACUCCUGAUGAAGAUGGCCCUUUAAUCACUGAACUCCUAACCCAAAAACCUGAAUCAGGGGACGUCCUUUCAGAUGUAAACGACAGCAAUAUGCUAAAUGCUACAGACAAUGAUGAUUUUGAUAUAUCUGAACUAAUUCAAGUGAACAGCCCUCUUAAUAGGCCUGCUGACAGUGAGAAACAAACACCCAGCACCACAAGUGUCAAUGAAACAACUAGUGACUCUGCUGCAAACUAUUUUACCACGAUUCCAACAAAUGAGGAGUCCGGACUCAGUUAUCUAAUGGGAACAUCUAACACCCCUAAUGCUACUAAAGAAGAAAAUAAAACAGCUCCUACUCCUUUAAAUAAAGAAAACAACCAACAAGUUGCCAUUCCUGUGAAAUUCCCAACCAGUCUUUCCUCUAAAUCACUUCUAGAUAAUUCUGCAAUUCCUGACCCCGAUCACUUGAACUCAAGUAUGGAUAUGAUUCAAAAUAACCUCAAGGACAUUCAGAGGCGGUUAAGCAACAAUGAACAGGUUGAACUGGACUAUGAUAUCAUACAAGAACUCUUUAAUAACUCUGUUGAUAUCACACCCAAUCCUGCUAAUUUAUUUGAGCCAUCUCCAGACCUAAUACCACCUGAAACUGAGAAUAAUAAUAAAAGUGCUCUUGUUCAGUACAACAAUGGAACACCAGGUGUUGCAGACAGUAACCCAGACACAAUUCAAUUUUCCGCUGAAACUAUUGGAGAUAUUCUAGACAUGUUAAAGGAAUAAGAACCACAUAUUCACUCAUUCACUGUUAACCAGAAUUAUUCUUUCCUGCUGUGUUAAGUGUGUUCUUUUUCUGUUCUGUUUGCUUUAAUUUCAAAUGUUCCAUAGUUUUUUGUAUAAAAAGUACUUACCAAACCUAAAGUCGUUAAAUGUAAUUUAUAUCCAGUUAAAGAUCCCAUAUUAUUUUGUAAAAAAAUCUUUGUGGUUGAAGUUCAAACUUUUUCUUAAUUGCAUGGCUACAGACCUAACAAUUUGUUUGUGCAUGCACAUUUUUUACUUGACAUGUGUCUUAUGUUUCUGACAUGUCAAUUAUGUAUAUAUAUAUUA